AUGCCUCACGUUGCUGCUCGCACCAUCUCGACUGCCUCCUACCCUGCUGGCACUCUGGCUCAUGCAGCCCUGCUACAAAGAAUGAGGCGGGACGACGCUCCCAAGUGCGUUCCCGGGCCUUUGGGAUACGAGACCACAAACGAUGACGACAAAUUUCCUUCGUGCUCUACGAGCGUGUGAGUGAUCAUUGCCUAGUCUGCGAGGAUGCAUGCCGUUGACAAGUAUGCUGCUCCUGCGAUCCAUUUGUAGACCCGAGAUCACGCGCUCGUGCUGUGCGCAAGGCACACUCCUGACCGACCUAGCCGCCGUCCCUACCAACGGCAUCGCGUGCAUUCCGAUCGCUUCGCUUAGCGCCACCUCUGCGCAAUCGGAUCUAGACGCGGCUUGGAAAGCGUUCGAGGAUUGCGCACGCAAAGCGCACGAGGACAUUUGUCCAGCCGGCACGGGUUUCGAUGUGCAGUGCAACAAGCGAAAACCCGACGAUGCGGCCGCUGCUGCUGCCGCUCCUUCUUCGACUUUGCAAGGGGAUAA
Molecule: messenger RNA, 531 nt
Organism: Ceraceosorus bombacis
Lineage: Eukaryota; Fungi; Basidiomycota; Exobasidiomycetes; Ceraceosorales; Ceraceosoraceae
Source: the annotation of a GenBank genome assembly